AUGGUUACCGAAAGCCUUCACACGAAAUGCCGCAGCAAAUACUACGCCGGGGACUCUCACAUCUCACGGUUCUUUGUUCCUGAUGAUAAAGUUCCUUGGGCUGUUGCCUUUGACUGUUACAAACCUGUGCAGUACACUGCUCCUCAUGGUUUGACAGCUCCUUGGGCUGAUCCAGACAUCUUGUCUACUAAAGAGAAAUUACGCUUUAAUCAGAUCGAUGGAAAAGUUGAUCGCACAAGUUUUGAAGGGCCAUAUCAGCUCGAUGUGAACGGUCUUCCAUUAAACCCCUGUGGCCGUACCGGCAUAAUCGGUCGUGGUCUCUUGGGUCGAUGGGGUCCCAAUCACGCUGCAGACCCCAUUGUUACGAGGUGGAAGUUGGAUGAUAAUGGGGGGAAAGUGCUUGAACCUAACAGUGGGAAGCACAUUCUCCAAUUCGUUGCUAUAAAACGCCGGGAUACUGGAGAAUGGGCCAUCCCUGGUGGCAUGGUUGAUCCCGGUGAAAAGGUCUCCGCCACUCUGAUUCGUGAGUUCUCAGAGGAGGCCAUGGGCUCACUGGACGCUGGAGAGGGCAACGUGGAACAGAUUCGGUCUGAGGUGAACAAGGCUUUCCAAGAGGGCCGUGAGGUCUACCGAGGUUAUGUGGACGACCCUCGGAACACAGACAACGCCUGGAUGGAGACGGUUGCUGUCAACUUCCACGACGACACUGGCACUGGCCUCGCAAUGUUCAAACUCACCGCAGGUGACGACGCGGCUGCUGUGCGCUGGGUUGACGUCGAUCCGAACAUUCAACUCUACGCCAGUCACAGACACUUCAUCGGGUUAACGGCCAAACUCCACAACGCCAGUUGGGAUGACCUCGAUCGUGGAACCCACUGA
Molecule: messenger RNA, 879 nt
Organism: Mesocestoides corti
Lineage: Eukaryota; Metazoa; Platyhelminthes; Cestoda; Cyclophyllidea; Mesocestoididae
Source: the annotation of a GenBank genome assembly